This is a messenger RNA of Chiroxiphia lanceolata (lance-tailed manakin), 3594 nucleotides long. It is a transcript of the gene BNIP2, whose product is annotated as BCL2 interacting protein 2. The coding region runs from base 270 to 1244 and encodes 324 amino acids. The record is from RefSeq and is a predicted model, not a curated record. Gene Ontology annotation, cellular component: cytoplasm. NCBI's taxonomy places the organism in Eukaryota, Metazoa, Chordata, Aves, Passeriformes, Pipridae. Gene Ontology annotation, biological process: apoptotic process. The transcript is spliced from 12 exons.
GUCCCGGCCUGUGCCGUCCGUGCCGUCCCUGCCCCGCGCUCUCCCCACAGAGCCAACACAGCCAAGAACUUCAGCUGGUUUGGACUUCAAUGUCAGCAGAAUGGUUUAUCAUGUUCCAUUACUGGGGAUUCCUUGUUGCUGGUGAUGGGUGAGCCUGAAAAAACACAGCUUCCCUUGCACAUCCCAGGCUCCUCUUUAGCCCGUUGUCCUGAAGACAAGAGGUUCUGGCUGACCAGGAGUCUCUGUUAGCAGUUCAAGUUGGCUGGAGAAUGGAAGGUGUUGAGUUUAAGGAAGAAUGGCAAGAUGAAGAUUUUCCAAGGCCCCUGCCAGAGGAUGAUCCUGUUGAAUCUGAAACAUUGGCUGCAGCUGGAACAGAAAGCCAGGCUGAUGCAGAUGUUAAUGGAACCAAAGUGAGGAAGAAACUAGUGGCUCCAGAUAUCAGCUUAAAUUUGGAUCCCAGCGAGCAACCUGCUUUGUCUGAUGACUUGGAUGAGAGUGGAGAGAUUGAUUUGGAUGAUUUAGAUACUCCUUCAGAAAACAGUAAUGAAUUUGAAUGGGAAGAUGAUCUUCCCAAACCAAAAACUACUGAUGUGAUUAGGAAGGGCUCCCUCACUGAGUACACUGAGGCAGAGGAGAAGGACGAUGGGCGGCGCUGGCGGAUGUUCCGGAUUGGAGAGCAGGACCACAGGGUGGACAUGAAGGCAAUUGAACCCUAUAAAAAAGUUAUCAGUCAUGGGGGUUAUUAUGGUGAUGGGUUAAAUGCCAUUGUUGUGUUUGCUGUUUGCUUUAUGCCUGAAAGCAGCCAGCCUAACUACAGAUACCUGAUGGACAAUCUAUUUAAGUAUGUAAUUGGCACUUUAGAGCUGUUGGUAGCUGAGAACUAUAUGAUAGUUUACCUGAAUGGUGCAACCACACGGAGGAAAAUGCCCAGUCUAGGCUGGCUCAGGAAGUGUUACCAGCAGAUUGACAGAAGGUUAAGAAAAAAUCUGAAAUCAUUGAUUAUAGUUCAUCCUUCUUGGUUCAUCAGAACACUCCUGGCCAUCACAAAACCUUUUAUUAGCUCAAAAUUCAGCCAAAAAAUUAGGUAUGUCUUUACCCUGGCAGAACUAGCUGAGCUCAUCCCCAUGGAGUACGUUGGCAUCCCAGAGUGCAUAAAACAGUAUGAAGAAGAAAAGUUUAGAAAGAAACAGAAAAGAGUUGACCAAGAGCUGAAUGGAAAACAAGAGCAGAAAAGUGAACAGUAAGUUUGGAGCACAAACAAGACUGAAGAAUGUGCAGAUGGGAUGAUGCUGUUUCCAUUUCCAAUGUGUUCUCUGUGUGUAUGUAUCAUAUAACCUGUUGCAAAAGGUGCUUUGGACUAGCACAAGAACUGCUUCCUGCUGUAUUGGUUUGUCUUGACUUUAAUAGCUGUUUAUGUACUCGUUUUAUACUGCUAAAUGUCAGAGAACCCUAUGUUUUUCAGAGGAUGUUCUUGCCAUUGUUUAUCUAAAUGAUGCAUGUUCUUCAGUAAAAUAUUUAUAUACCUAAAUGUUAAAGGAAAGAGAUAAUAUAUAUUUUUAUGACUGAGCAAUAUACUGUGUGUGCCUGCUGAAGGAGUUCAUUUGCAGGUAGACAAGGCCAUAAGUUACUUGUUUUUAUUGUAUCAAUCUGUUUUGCUGUAAAUGGUCAAGUGCAUUUCUUCACUGUUGCAGAAAGUUGUUUGGUUAUUAACAAUCACAUGAAGUCUUUCACGAGUGCAGAGACCCUUCUUUUUGCUCACACACCCAAUACAGGCUCACUCCUUACCUUGAGAGUCCUUCAGUCCCCUGUCCAGGGUGCAGAACUUCAGUUCUGGGAACAUCAGGCUCUUGGCCAAAGGGUUCAAGCCUGAGCCACAACAGAAGCUGAACUGUUUGAAUGACUAGUAAAGUAUCAGACCUUUCUCAGCUGAAGUUGUGAAUUUAGGAUCUGCUUCAGGACAUCCAGACUGUCUCAGCUCCUGCUAUGAAGCAAGUUCUUUGCAGUUCUUUCUGGAUGCACCUUGGUUGUCCGUAGUAGGAACUCUGGUCAUACUCAGUAGAACUUGGGAGUUACACAGUUAUUCCAGCCAUAAUACCAUUUUUUUUUGGCAGAAGUAUGGGGAGUCUUAUGCUACCUGUGUCAUCCCUGGAGAUGAAACAUCUGUUUCUAAAGCUCUUAAGUUUGGUACGUGAUACAGCAGUACUUUACUUUUACAAAAGUGAUUUAAAGGUUGGGGUUUUUUCUGCUCUCCACAACGGUGGUAAACCUGUGUCUGUAAGAGGUGUUCUUGGACACAUCACUACUGUUUAUACGUUUAUCGAGGCAAUCAUAAUGCAGCAGGGAAUAUGUUGAAGAAGUUUGUAACAUCUUCUGAUAAACAUUGCAAUUUCCCUGUAAGGACAGGUGCAUGCAAAUAAAUUCAUUCAGGAGUUGAGCAAUAUAAUGUUCUAGCAAAUAUAUUAAAUCUUUGCUUUUGAUGUUUAUUGUGCUCACAAUUUUGUCUUUGCCAAAAAAUAUCACUUCUCAAUUAUAUUUUAAGUUAGUGUUACUCAGUUACGUUAUUAGAAAAAAAUCUGGUUGUGUUCAACCAAAUUACUGCCUGACACUGCUAAACAGCAGCUGAGAAAGAGUUCUGGGGUCACGAUUUUGCAAUUAACAAUCUGCUGUCUCUAGUGAUACCUGUACAGACUCUGGGAGCACACUGAUGUCAGGUGAGGGCAGCUUGCCCAUGUCUCUGGAAGGUUAAGUCUGCAGUUUGAAGAUGUUCCUCUCCAGAUCGAAGUUCUUUUGUUACAGUAGUUUCAAAGAGAUUAAUAAGCAGGGUGUACUUGUAUAAGAGGCAAUACCAAUGUCAAGGUGCCUUGCAUACAUUCCAUCAGGUUUGGCUCUUGCUCUGAGGGCAGAGCACAAAUGCUAACAGUUUCUUUUGGGCUGCCUUAUCUCCUGCCUCAGUUUCCAUGUUGACCCAGAUUAAUGUCAAGUUUAGUCAGUAAACUGGGCACUUACAGCCUUCUGAUCCUUUGACAGUGUGGUGUGUAUGUACAUGCAAACCUGAUUUUUACUGGGUUUCCAUGCAUCCUAAGCUAAACAGUAAGCAUUCUGAUGAUCUGAUUUCCAUUUUUUCCUAACUGAAGAAAGGUUUAUUCUCAGUGGAGGGGUUGUAGUUCUCUCUGCCCUGUUCCUCUCUCUGUGUAUAGUGCAGUGUGGAGAAGCCAGUGCUCUCUAUGUGCCAUAUUUACCAAAUGAUGGGAUUGUUGUUGUGUUUCCUGCUGGCCAAGUGAGUCCACAGUUUCAUGCUGCAGGAGUCUGAUUUCUUUUGGGGACAUGUAUGUGCUUCCCAAAUGGUUUAUUUCUCUAGUGAAGUUGUUGUGAGCACAACAGCUCUUCUGUCCCUAAAGAUGCGCAGCCUGCAAAAGAGGUGUGCUGAAGAAUUAUCCCCCUCUGACUUCUUGCAGCUCAUCAUUGAAUGGUGAGGUGGAUGUUUACAAAAAACAAAGUGGUCCCAAAGUUAUGAGUAAUGUUUUGUCAAACUUAUCUUUUUUUGAAAUCUAUAAUAUAAUGUAAUAUAUUUUAAUAAUUAAAAACAUGAAAAGU